UGGCGACUGUGAGGUACAGAGGAGUAAAAACUGGACGCUUUGCUGUUAUUAAACAUCGCUGGUGCAGACACCGUAAGGAUUGAUACGGCAGCGGGAGAGAAAGUUAGUUGACCCAUCUGCCAUCCGCAGCACGCUUUUUGGUGCUAUAUGGUGUCACCACGGGCCUGGUUGCUUUUGUUUUCGGUUACACUGCCGUUGCCUUGGACUCAUUAGCUUCAAGUUGGAAAUUCAGUGCUAGCCCGGGGCUAGCUGUAUAGCUCCGUCGGCUGCUUGGAAAUUUCUGUAUGGCAUCCAUGGAUUGAUAGCCUGACCAGGGUAAACGGUGAACUGCCUAUACUUAUUUAAAGUUUUUUUAUUUUCACAGAUAGAGGCCCUCAUGAGUCACUUGGAUUAAAAAUACAUUAGGAGGAAUAAGGGGCACCGACGAUCUGGCAUUGCGACACUGUUUGCAGUGCCGAGGCGCAGAGAGUUUGCCGUCAUGUAUUUUCUAACCGGCUGGCCCCGGAGGCUGCUAUGUCCGCUGAGGAGCGAAGAGGAGCCAUUCCACAUCCAGCCCAGCUCCCAGAGGUUUUACUUCGCCGUGCUGUCAGAGACACAGCUGAGCGUAUGGUUUAGUCGGCCCAGUGUUUUGAUAGUCAGCUAUAUCGAGUCUGCAAAGGCGGCGGCCCAGUUUGGCUUCUACCAGAAGGCAGAAUGGAAACCAGACGACUCCAUGAUAGCUGUGGCGACUGCCAAAGGCUACAUCCUCCUGUUUGAUGUGCUGGGUGGAGGGGAUGACAAGUACCUCUAUGAGCCUGUCUAUCCAAAGGGAAGUCCUCGUGUGAAGGUGACCCCAGGUUAUAAGGAGGAGCAAUGUGCCCCCGCUCUGUCUUUAGAGAUGAAGAAGCCUGUGGAUCUGGAGGCUCCCAUCACCAGUCUGCAGUCCCUCCAGGAGGACUUACUGGUGUGUACAGCAGACGGCUACCUCCAUGUUCUGCACUGGGAUGGGAUAGGCAGCAAUGGACGCAAGGCUAUCUGCCUCACUACAAUCCCCUUCUCACUAGACCUGCAGUCUGCUCGAGGUGGUCCCUCUCUGGACCUGGAGGGAGUGUAUAUCCGUUGUAUGGAGUAUUGUGUGACCCUGGAUGGAUUCGCUGUGGUUCUGAGUGACGGACGUCUGGGCUUCAUCACACCGCUCAGCAACACCAUCACUGCAGACCAGCUGCAGGGCGUCUGGGCCGCAGACGUCACUGAUGGCACCUGUGUGGCUGUCAACAACAAGUACAGACUGAUGGCUUUUGGCUGCGCCAGCGGCUCAGUACUGGUCUACAUGAUAGACACCACAACAGGAUCCAUGCAGCUCUCCCACAAACUGGAGCUCACACCAAAACACUAUCCAGACAUCUAUAACAAGACGGGUCCAGUCAAGCUCAUCUGUUGGUCACCUGACUACAGCGUUGCCAUGGUUACAUGGGAGUGCGGUGGCUUAUCGCUGUGGAGUGUCUUUGGAGCUCACCUCAUCUGCACUCUUGGAGAGGAUUUUGCGUAUCGUUCCGAUGGUACCAAAAAGGACCCCAUUAAAAUCAGCUCCAUGAGCUGGGGAGCAGAGGGUUACCACCUAUGGGUGCUCCCUAACAAGCAAGAGAGGAGGAGGCAGGAAGAGCAGGAGGAGGUGGAGAUGGUUGAACCCCCUCAAUCCUCCCUGCAGGCCGGCAUACUGCAGUUCCACUUCAUCAAGAGUGCCCUCACAGUCAACCCCUGCACGAGUAACCAGGAGCAGGUGUUACUCCAUGGUGAAGAUCGCCUCUACCUGACCUGUGGUGACCCCACGCAGGUCCACAGCACCUCUGACUCACACCCGCACACACACUUACACCCAUGUGACGGCAGCCCGCUGCAUCACCCCCCCAACCCCGACUCCGCUCUCUCUCAGGGACUCAGCACUUUACUGGGACACAAGCACUGGCACGUGGUCCAGAUUCACAGCACAUACCUAGAGAGCAACUGGCCUAUACGGUUUGCAGCCAUAGACACAGCAGGCCAGUGCAUGGCUGUAGCAGGGAGGCGGGGCUUUGCACACUACUCCUUAUAUACAAGGAAAUGGAAGCUGUUUGGAAAUAUCACUCAGGAGCAGAACAUGACGGUGACGGGAGGUCUGGCUUGGUGGAACGACUUUGUGGUGGUGGCCUGCUACAAUUUUAUAGACCAGCAAGAGCAGUUGAGGCUGUAUCAACGCUCAUCCAACCUGGACAACGCCUUUGCCUCGGUCACUAAGCUGCACUCAGACACUCUGCUGCUCAACGUCUUCAGAGACAUGGUCAUCCUGUUUAGAGCUGACUGCUCCAUCUGCCUCUAUAGCAUUGAGAGGAGGAACGACAGUCCAAACCCGUCAGCCAGCGUGGAGUUGCUGCAGGAAGUGUCGAUGUCUCGCUACAUCCCUCACCCGGCCCUCGUGGUCUCUGUCACACUCACGUCUGUGCGCACAGAGACUGGCAUCACGUUGAAAGCCCCGCAGCAGGCCUGCAUGGCAGAAAGCAUCAUGUUGAAUCUGGCUGGCCAGUUGAUCAUGCUACAGAGGGACCGUUCAGGACCACAGGUACGAGAAAAGGAGACACCCGCUAAUAACAAGAAGCUGCUACCAUUUUGUCCUCCUGUAGUGUUGGCCCAGUGUGUGGAGAAUGUGUGGACCACCUGUCGCUCCAACAGGAAGAAGCGCCACCUGCUGGAGGCCCUGUGGCUGUCAUGCGGUGAAGCCGGCAUGAAAGUGUGGCUGCCGCUGUUCCCCCGAGACCACCGCAAGCCCCACUCCUUCCUCUCCAGACGCAUCAUGCUGCCCUUCCACAUCAACAUCUACCCUCUGGCCGUGCUGUUUGAGGAUGCCCUGGUACUGGGGGCGACCAAUGAGACUGUGCUCUAUGACGGGCUGCAGGGAUCCUCAGAGCCGCUGGAGGCGCUGUUCCCUUACUGCACAGUAGAGAGGACCUCCCAGAUCUACCUCCACCACAUCCUGAGGCAGCUGCUGGUUCGCAAUCUGGGUGAACAGGCUUUGAUGCUGGCUCAGUCAUGUGCCUCCCUCCCCUACUUCCCCCAUGUCAUGGAGCUGAUGGUGCAUGUGGUUCUGGAAGAAGAGGCAACAUCGCGGGAGCCCAUCCCCGACCCUCUGCUUCCCACUGUGGCCAAGUUCAUCACAGAGUUCCCCCUCUUUCUUCAGACCAUCGUCCACUGCGCCAGGAAGACGGAGUAUGCCCUGUGGAACUACCUGUUUGCAGCUGUGGGAAACCCCAAAGAUCUGUUUGAGGAGUGUCUCAUGGCUCAAGACCUGGACACAGCAGCCUCUUAUCUGAUUAUACUGCAGAACAUGGAGGUUCCAGCAGUGAGCAGACAGCACGCCACCCUGCUCUUCAACACGGCGUUAGAACAGGGCAAGUGGGACCUCUGCCGACACAUGAUCCGAUUCCUCAAAGCCAUUGGCUCAGGAGAGAUGGAGACUCCACCCCCAACACCCACAACUCAGGAACCCAGCUCAACUGGAGGGUUUGAGUUCUUCAGAAAUCGCAGCAUAAGUUUGUCUCAGUCGGCAGACUCCAUCACCACAGGAAAGUUCAACCUGCAGAAGACCUUCAGUAUGCCUGCUGGACCCUCUGCUAAAGGUCGGGACGUGGAGUGCGCGGAGAACAUGUACAUUGAUAUGAUGCUCUGGCGCCACGCCCGUCACCUCCUGGAGCAGGUGCGCCUUCGCGACCUGGGAUGCUUCUCGGCACAGCUGGGCUUCGAACUCAUCGGCUGGUUGUGUCGAGAACGAAACCGCGUGGCUCACGUUGACGAUUUUGUGUCGGCGUUGAAGAGACUCCAUAAAGAUUUUCUCUGGCCGUUCCCUGUUAAUCCUGCAGGAAGCCUCAGCUCGCCCCUGAAGAACGGACGGUGUCGCACAGUGCUGAGCACUCGGCUGUUGAAGUCACAGUCAGCUGACAGCCUGUUGAACAGCGACAUGGACACAGUGCCACCUCAGGCAGCCCCCACCAACCACAACUGGCUGGACAGGCUUGGGCAAAGGCCCAAAGACAUGGACACGGCCUCGUCCGCUCACUCCAACCAGCACUCACCACAGACACAGGACGCCUUCCUGUCACUGCUCACCAACAAAGUGGAGGAGUACAGCAUCGGCUCGGCCACAGACCUGACUGAGACCAGCUCAGUGGUGGACGGUGACUGGACGAUGGUGGACGAGAACUCCUCCACUCUGAGCCUGAGCCAGGCCGAGCUGGAGCACAUCUCCAUGGAGCUGGCCAACAAGGGCCCGCACAAGUCGCAGGUGCAGCUCAGGUACCUGCUACAUGUGUUCAUGGAGGCCGGCUGUCUGGAGUGGUGCGUAGUGAUUGGUCUGAUCUUGCGGGAUGCAAACGUGAUCAAGCAGGUGAUCGGCUUCCUGGACAGCCCAGAGGUUCCCCAAGAGACUGUGCAGAGUGUCCGAAACGGCUUAUUGGCUGUCGACACAUGGGCUUCCACUGACUGCCUGGGAUACAAACCUUUUCUCAACCUGAUCCAGCCGCAGCUGCAGCAGCUGUUGGACUCUUCGCCCGAGCAGGUGCAGCCCGAAGCCUUCCAGCCCACCAGCCAGAGCUCCAAACUGGGCGGCUCCGAGGGGCUGGGAGGUGCUGCUGUGCCCCGACCCGAGGACAGCAGAGGAGUAGCGGCUCCUCUGGGCCUGGCCCUACCCUCCCUUGAACCUGCGGGAGGGUUUCCUCGUCCGCCCUCUGAGGACUGUCCUCCGGAGCAGACAGAGGAGCAGGGAGAGGAGGAGGGAAACUACGACUGCACCUUGUCCUGAACCCAGGGGCCUCCUCUGGACUCUAACCUGUGAACUUUAAAGAGAGGAGGGACAGCAGCGACAGCAGUGGCUGACUGGAAUUAGACUUUAUUUUUGAGUGUGCGUGUGCGCGCGUGUGUGUGUGCGUGCGUACGUGUGUGUGUGUGAGUCUGUGUGUGUGUGUGUGUGUGUGUGUGUGUGCGUGUGUGUGUGUGCGUGUGCGUGUGUGUGCGUGUGCACAUUAUGUACCUCUCCUGCAGGUUCUUUCAGUCAGUAUUAUCCACUCUUAAGAUUUGCCCUUUGUGUUGACUAGAGCCCCUGUGGAUACUGAGCUACCAAGAGAGCGACAGACAGCCCAACUGGCACAAAGACAUCACAGCACAACCAGAAACAGGGUUCAGUCGAACAGGUCUCACCUUACCAAAAUACUCUGAUAGAUAAAAAGCUCCCCUGUAUUAGAUUGAUGUGGUGUUUGGAAGCUGUAGACCAGCACAGGAAGGCACCAUGCUUUUCUUUUUCCAAAAAAACAGAUAUUUUGUGUGUUAUUUUUUUCUUUCGCAAUUGGAGAGUUUUUUUUUUUUUUCGUUUUUUUUCCCCCCUACUCUCCAAACAAAAAGCUCCAUUCUUUCCUUUGGUUAAUACAAACAGUGCAAGAAUCAGUUCAAAGACAAAAAAAUAAAUAAACCUGAGUGUAUUCGAUCACAGUAUCAUGCUACAUUGCGAAGCAUAAUGUAGAACAAAGCUCUAGUCAUGCACCAUUUACAAGAUGCACUGAAGUGUGUCUGAGCGUGUGGUUAAUUGUGCAGUUCUGUUUGUGUACACAAGAGGUGUUUCAUACUUUCAUACCUCAUAUGAUUUUAAAAAUAUUUUGUGAUACCUUUUUCAAUAAUGUAACAGUGUACAAAAUAACAUUAUUUUUCUAUCACUUACACCUUGUUCCUCUUGAGUCUCCCUGUUAAAAAAAAAAAAAAAAACAAACACAAAAAGCUCAUGGUAUGAAUUCUGUGUAAUUCUCCAUAAGAUGACGAUAAGAUUUCAAAAAAAAAAAAAAAAAAAAGUGGUCUCCUGAGAAGAAGAAUCCACCUUUGCGAGUGGAGACUAGUUUCUUACCACUGAUCAGUACCUCUGUUCAUGUAUUCUUCAUGCACCAACACCCCGACCUUGCUGCAGUCCAGGCCCAAAAAAAGUGUCUUGAGGGGGGUGGGGGUGGGGGGAGUCUGAGCCAGAAUCAGCUGACUGCUCUUCACCUUGUGGUCCAGGUUUUGACAACAAGCAAAGCAGAUCAGUGUUCAUGAGGUGAGGUGAAGUGAGGUGAGGUGAGGUGGGCGGGGGGGGUUUAAAAACCCAUGCUAUAAAAACCAAAUCAUACGAUGCGUUAUCCAGCUUUUAAAACACUCACUUGGGUUUCAGUCGGUCUGAGAGUUUCAAAAAUAUGUUUCCUGUCGAGGCAGAUCAUGAAUAUUGUGUUAUUUAAGCCAUCCCACUCUGUAGAUUUUUGUACCUGUCCCUUGUUGCAAGAGCACCGUUUGAUUCCCCUGUCAGUGUUAAUCCGUGACACGUCAGUAUCAGUCCGACAAAAGAGGAUGAAACUGAUGUCACUGUUGCCUUGGCUGUGGUUGUGUAAUGGAAGAGCUGUUGUGUAAUUUAACCUUCACCAUCUGAUAAGGACUUAACAUUUCGUCCAGUCCAACAUGCAUAUCACAUCCCUGAACCGCUUGAGACAAUGACUUCCGAUUUCACUGCAUGCAUUCGUGUGCAUCUGUGUGGAGUUCUGAAUGCCUCUACCACAUCGUAUCGAUAAUGUGUUGACAUGUUUGGUGACUUACAUCACAUGGAAUUGAUUUUUAUUGUACUAGUCUCAUUAUUACUAUUAUUUAUUGGCAUUAUAGCUGAAUGAUCAUUGCUGAAUUGAUACCUGGAGAUGUGCUUGGUUUGUUUUUAAGACUGAUAAACUUUUUUUCCCCUUUUUAGUUAAUCAAAAAGUUGUGUAUUGGCUCUCUACCAUAAGCACUAAAAGGUUUAUUCACAGAUAUGUCAGUAUUAUGUUGUGCAAUGUAUUGAAAUGUUACUCAGCUUUAUUUUUUAUGUUCACUGCUUCUUUUCUGUUUUUGUUUUUUUUUUUUUUUCCCCCAUCUGUUUGCUUUUUAUUUUUCACGAUAGACCAAAUCAUAUUUUAUAGAUAAUUCUUUGCUCUCUUGUCAGUGUGUACAAAGACGAGCUGGGUGUGGUAUCUGUUGAAAUUUAGAUUCUUAAAUGGUAUCUGUUUUAUGACUUGCCUGUAUUGUCAGAACACUCUUCUCUAUUCACAAAAGGGCAAAAAUGACUUUGCGGCACAGUGCUGCUGUCGCUGAUGUACUGUUGUCACUCAAUGUAAAUCCCGCUGCACCCUCGUUCCAGUGGGCCUGUCUCCACUCUGAACAAGCCUACAGCUACACUACGCUGCUCUGCUGUAAGCUUUACUUGACUUGAAAAUGGUAACUUGAUGAACCAAAGACUUUUACGUCCAGAGGCCUUCUGUUUUAAGCGGUUGCUUCGGUUGAGCGCUUGAGUCAUUAUGCAGAGGGAACAAAACCUCACACUCGCGCGCACACACACAAACACACACACAUGACCCAUCCCUCUCAUUGGAAACAUAACCAUCAAUGCUCAAACUAAUGCUGACAGCAUAUGAGACAAUUUCCUACGGAAAUGAAUAUAGCAGAUAUUUUAUGGUUUCCUUCUCUGCAGGCAAGGAGCGGUCGGUCAGGUGUGUCUCGUGGUACUCGGGUGUCACGUUCACACAGACGUGGACGGCGCUCCCUCCCUCCUGUGUACAGUUUAAAAGUAUUGCCUGUUUCCUGACUCAGAGUAGAGUUUUAUUUCUGGGGCAGGAGCAGCAGACAUCCUCAAUGCAGUGUAAAGAUACUCUCUUGUACAUUUGCCUUUUCUACUCAUGUUUGGUUUUCUACUUCAUUUUUUUCCCCUGUACAUAAAAAACCAAUAAAUUAUUUUUAAAAAUG
Seriola aureovittata is the source of this 7785-nucleotide messenger RNA. RefSeq names its product RIC1 homolog, RAB6A GEF complex partner 1 (gene ric1). The coding region runs from base 479 to 4807 and encodes 1442 amino acids. The record is from RefSeq and is a predicted model, not a curated record. Gene Ontology annotation, cellular component: cytosol; Ric1-Rgp1 guanyl-nucleotide exchange factor complex; Golgi membrane. Lineage: Eukaryota; Metazoa; Chordata; Actinopteri; Carangiformes; Carangidae. Gene Ontology annotation, molecular function: protein binding. Gene Ontology annotation, biological process: intracellular protein transport; retrograde transport, endosome to Golgi. The transcript is spliced from 27 exons.